AAGGUGAUCAGAAGAGUCAAAGUUUUAGCACAGAGAGCAGCUCCAAGGAUGCUGACACAUUCAAUUUGUUCUCUAAAUCUUGUGCAUCUCCUGUUCAAGACAGGAAAGAACCGGGCAAGUCCAUCUGUUCUUACCCCAAAAGUGAAGACAUGGCCGUGGAAACAGUUCCCAGAUCCAAGUUUAACUCGCUUCAGAAAUUAAACUCCUUCACAUCUGACAUAUCAGGAGGAAAUGAUCAUCAUCCAAAGACGUUUCAGACAGGGUUUGUUGAUUACGCUGGCUUUGAUGCCCGUCCUCUGCUUACUCCCCAUGACGCAGAAAAGAGGGUAAUUAACCUUGGCUUGGAGGACGUCACCGGUCACAUUAUGUCCACCGAGCUGUCAGACGUAGCACCUGAGAUUGAGAUUACAGAUGAACAUGUAGAGACGAGUGAGAAUUUUGUGCAUAUAAACUCCAACGCUGAUUAUGACUUUCCUCCUGAAGCUAGUCAGAGUUUAGUGAAGGAUUUCUGUGAGAAUCUGGUGAAUUUAACACAGACAGGAGAGAAAUUCUCACCAUUGCCUCUUAUUUCAUCUGUGAAGGAAGAAGACGGAUGUUUCCUGCAACUGAAUGAGACCCCGAUUAAAUCUGAGUGCUUUAAUGAACAGACAUCAGAAGGACCGAAUCAGAUUUCAUUCAGUUUUGUUCCUGUUAAAACUCCUGAAAUGGAAUUGCAGAAUUCCAAGUCAACUAAUUUUAACCUUACCUUAAACGACAGGCAAGAAAUUCAUUUAUUUUUGGAAGGCAGCAGUGAAAACACAGCCAUGUUUGUCCAUUCAUCUCGUCAUGCCGGGCUGCACGACCCCAUCGAGAGCACCACAUUGUCCAAAAACAGUUUGCAGUGUGGGAAUGCUCACGUUCCCGCUCACGUUCCCGCUCACGGUCCCGCUCACACUCUCUUAGGGAAGACUGAAAUGCAAAGCUCCUCCCAUCCACUCAGUCAGGAGCUGGUCCCGACUGAUGGAGAUGUUCAGGACAUGCACGUAAUCAGGACUGCAGUGCAGCAGGUAGAGAUCGACUACAAAGAACAAACCGCAUUACCAUUGUUUGAUAUCGGAGAACCAGCACAUGCCUCAAAAGGACCAGACGGCUUUGUGACGAGCAGCCUUCAGGGGUAUAAGAUUGAGGGGUUGCAUGUUUCAGCUACUGGUUGUGAUCUCGGAGCUGAUGGAGUGUGCCCUGUUCCUAAUAUCAGUCCUGAAAACAAAGCUAUUCCUCUUCCUGUAGAACCUGACCAGGUCGACCUUUACGCCAGCAUGCCUUCGUAUGAGAUUCACUUUUUCGACCCAAACGCACUUGCAGUUCCAGUGCAGAAUGAAAACCCACAAAAUCGGACCUCCACUAACGAGUCAGAAAGAGAACGAGGCGUACUAAAUAUGGUUUCUGACCUUCUUGGUAAAUCCGAGGUGAAUUUAGAUUGUAUUGAGGAUGGAGACUGUAGUCGGUUCCUGUCUGUGUGGGCAGGAGAGCCUGAGCUAGCGUCAGCCUGGCGGUAUCGUCUCUCCGAGGACGAGCUGAUGGGACGAGACGGACAGGAUGAGGGCAAAGCUGAUUCAGCUCUCGACUCGUUCACAGAGGCAUACCCGUACAGCCUGUUAGUUUCUGAUGUGGCAUGUGUGUGGGACUGGCAAAAUGCUUACGGGCAUCUUGGAUCCAACAAGGUCUCUGAUCUAAAUCCUAAUGCAAAAGCAUGGGCCAGUUAUACUCCUAACCAGGAAGCAUGUGGAUCCACCUACUGUCUCCAGCCAUGGAUCAACUCCAGUGACACAACAAACACUGGCUCACAAGGACUUGUGCCUAGCAAUGAUUGUGACAAAUGGGAUGAUGUACCACAAGCACCUGUGUCAGUAGGACUGCCAUCAGCAGAGCCACCGAAACCUGUGGACAUGGAAACAGCAGACAAUCAGUUACCCCCUGGCUUACAGCAAGAUCCCAACAAAAAGGGUGGUGAUGGCUUAGAUUCUUCCAAGCAACUAGAAGACCUCCGAGAGCAGCUGAAGGCUACGCUGGAGUUUUGUCUUUCUAGGGAGAAUCUUGCCAACGACAUGUACCUCAUCUCUCAGAUGGACAGCGAUCAGUACGUCCCCAUUGUGACUGUAGCUAAUCUCGAUCAGAUCAAGAAGCUCAGCACGGAUAUCGAUCUUAUUGCUGAUGUUUUAAAGACACUUCCUCUUGUGCAAGUGGAUAAAUGUGGUGAGAAAGUGCGACCCAAUCAGAAUCGCUGCAUCGUUAUCCUAAGGGAGGUUCCUGAAGCCACGCCUAUUGAGGAAGUGGAGUCACUGUUUAAGAGUGAUAAAUUACCCAGAUUUGUCCAUUGUGAAUUCGCCUAUAACGAUAACUGGUUCAUCACAUUUGAGUCGGAAGCAGAUGCACAGCUGGCUUAUCAGUAUCUUCGAGAGGAAGUCAAGACUUUUCAAGGAAAGCCUAUAAAAGCGAGGAUCAAAGCCAAAGCCAUCGCAGUCAACACUUUUGUGCCAAAAAAUGGGUACAGGCCUGUGGAUAUGUCCCCAAACAUGCAGCAGCGCUACACCUCCUACUACGUCCCUCCUGCGUUUGGGGCACAGCAGCAGUUUCCCCCUUUCUACAGACUGGUCACUCACCAGGGCUGGUCUACAACACAGGGCUACUUGGAGCCCAGUUUGGUUACUCCAUUCACUAAUCCUGCAUUUAUCAACGGCUUUGCUGGAUCUCCCACUUUUAAAUCAGCCACUGCACCUUUAACUACCAGAGUUUACCAGCCAAGGAACCGGAACCAGAAUAAGAGCCACUCGCGACCCUCUGCACCAGUCACAGAACGAGGGACUGCUUUGUUGGAGAACCCCAGUUCCUUCACCAACUCCACAGAGCGUGUUCCCAACGGGACCCGAGCACCACACACACAUCAGCCGGGCAGCCAGCCGAGAUUAUCCGGUGCUCAGAGUUACUCUCGCAGGGAGCAGAUUGGGAGCGGACGCAUGGAGAUGAAUGGAGCAGAUUAUUCACCUGUCAUGGGGAGAGGAAGGAGAAAUGGCUACGGCUACAAGAAAAGGAGGGACGAUAAGUUUUCAAAAGCACCCACUCAGUCACCCCCUCCAGCCCAGGAACGUGCCCCGUCUCCAAGUUUCGAGCUGGGACUGUCGAGCUUCCCUCCCCUGCCUGGAGCUGCUAGAAAUCUCAAACCUGAAGUGAAGCCUGAGAACAACCUGGAGAGCCGACUGUCUGACAUUGUGACUGGUGUGGCUAAAGACAAGCCUGUAAAUAAGGAAGCAGUGAGCAGCAGUGUGACUUCAGGAACCCACAGAGAACCGACACAGACUGUUCCCAGUCCUGUUCCUCAGCCUGCAGUGGAACAGCAGAACCCAUUGUCUCCCACCUCCAAACUGAGCUCCUUGAAGGUACCUGAAGUAAAGCUUAAGGAAAUGAUCUCAGCUACAGAGAGGCCUACAGUAACUGACCCUAAAAGUCAAGUCCAGGUUACUCCAACUACAGAGCACAGGAAGCCGAGUUAUGCUGAAAUCUGUCAGAGGAUACGGGAGGCACCGACCCGGGAGGCACCGACCCGGGAGGCACCGACCCGGGAGGCACUAGUUGAGUCCAAGCCAACCGCCACUGCACCUCCUUCCACAGAAGAACCCGCCUCACUCGACUCUGCAGAACCGAAAUGCAGGGAAUCUCGUCCCGUGUCGGCAAAACCUGCUCCCCACCGAGUCCGAGAGGCUUGGAAGUGUCAACAGGGUGCCGGAGACGUAGCACCUCAGUCCUGAGAGCCUGGUCUCGCCUCGGCUCGGCCCGACUCGGCCCGACACGGCUGCACAUGCACAUAAUGAACACUGAAAUCAGGGCCUGCACAUGACGGCACUCAUGGAAGCAUGAGGGUUCUCAGUUCUCUCUACUUUUACCCUGUUUUCAUUUACCACGUGUUUGAGUUUCAUUUAUGAGAUGUGAAGGUUUUUGGCAUCGUUGUUGGACAGUGGAAUACUUCAACUUACAGAGAUGAAGCUUUUUUUUUUCCUUCCAUAUUUUUGCCCAGAUGUUGAGGAUUUUGUUUGUUAAAGACUAAAGUAGUGCUGGUGAAGAGUACAGACUGAAAGUAGUACUGAUCUGAAUAUUCAGACUUUUUGUUUUCUUUCAUACAUCAGAAUGUAUAUAAUUUUGUAACCCCAGUGUACUGGCACUAACACACUGGUCUGGUUCUGUUUCUCUUUUCUACACUGGGCUGAACAUUCGUAGCUGUGAUGCUGGUGUGAUUCACUCUGAUUUGUGUUUAGUUUUUAUUACUUGAGUUGCCACUGGAGUAGAGUUCUGAUCUCUCAUUAUUUUUUUUUAAAACUGGCACAAACAUGAAAAUUUUUCCCCUCUUUUUUUAAUCAUUUGUACUGAUGUGGUAAAGUAGCUGACGUAACUGUUACCUUGUCCUGUGUGCAUGCUAUAUUUCUUUUUUUAACACUUUUAAUAUUUUCUCCCAUUUCUGUAUUGCUUUAGAAGUUUCUGAGGCUGUGUGUAAGAGAUGAUCCUACUGAUGCAUCAUCACAUCUUAAAACAUAACAGUCAAAAAAGGUUUCUGGAUCUGACCUGACUCACACCACACGUUUUCUGAUCUGUCUGUGUGUGUGUGUGUGUGUGUGUGUGUGUGCACACGAUGGUUGGUGGGUGGGUGGUUGUGCAUGUGUGCGUGCGAUGUUUGGUGUGUGUGUGUGUGUGUGCGAUGGUUGCUGGGUGUGUGUGCGCGCGAUGGUUGGUGGGUGU
Molecule: messenger RNA, 4764 nt
Organism: Tachysurus fulvidraco (yellow catfish)
Lineage: Eukaryota; Metazoa; Chordata; Actinopteri; Siluriformes; Bagridae
Gene: larp4b
Product: La ribonucleoprotein 4B
Exons: 16
Coding region: 150-3782 (1210 amino acids)
Biological process (GO): positive regulation of translation
Cellular component (GO): cytosol; cytoplasmic stress granule
Molecular function (GO): mRNA 3'-UTR binding
Source: RefSeq, a predicted model, not a curated record